AUGGAGAGAAGUCGGGAGAGAGAUGGCGGCGAGGGGGUGGCCGGGCAGGAGCGGGGUGCUGGGAGGCUGAGGCUGAGGAGGGAGAUCGGCCUGUGGAGCGGCGUGUCCCUGAUCGUCGGCAGUAUGGUCGGCUCUGGCAUCUUCAUGUCACCACAGGGGAUCUUGGUCUACAUGGGCAGCCCCGGGGCCAGCCUCGUGGUCUGGGCCGCCUGUGGCCUCCUGGCCACUCUGAGUGCCCUGUGCUUCGCUGAGCUCGGGGCCCUGGUUCCCGAAUCCGGGGGGGAGUAUGCUUACAUCCUGCACACCUUUGGCUCCUUGCCAGCCUUCCUGGUCAUCUACACGUUCGUGCUGGUGAGCCGGCCAGCCUCCAUCGCUGCCAUCUCUCUGAGCUUCGCCGAGUAUGCAGUGGCCCCCUUUUACCCCGGCUGCUCCUCCCUGCCCCAGGCGGUGCUCAAGAGCAUGGCGGUCGCUUGCAUCCUGCUGCUGCUGGUGGUGAACGGCUGGAGCUCGAAGCUGGCCACCCAGCUGAACGACGUGUGCACGGCUGCCAAAGUGUUCUCCUUGCUGGUCAUCGUGGUGGGCGGCGUGGUGGUGCUGGGCCAGGGCCGAGGCCGCACCGAAGCCCUCCUGGCCGCCUUCCACAACACGACGCAGCAGACCGGGCGCAUCAGCAUGGCCUUCUACCAGGGCCUGUGGUCCUUCGACGGCUGGAAUACACUCAACUAUGUGUUGGAGGAGCUCAAGAACCCACAACAGAACCUGGUGUGGGCGCUGAUGAUCGCCAUUCCCCUGGUCACGGGCCUGUACAUCCUGGUCAACAUCAGUUACCUGCUAGUGUUGUCACCCAACGAAAUCCUCUCCACUGACGCUGUGGCUGUGAGCUGGGGGAACCAGGUUCUGGGGGCCUGGGCCUGGCUGGUGCCUUUGGCUGUGGCACUCUCAACAUUUGGCUCUGCCCAUGGAACAUUCUUCAGCGGAAGCCGUGUGUGCUACGUGGCUGCAAGAGAAGGCCACAUGCCCGGACUUCUGUCCAUGGUUCACACCCGUCGCCUCACACCGACUCCGGCUCUGGUGUUCACCACGGCAGUGACUUUGGUCCUGGUCAUCUCAGGGAACUUCAGCAACAUCGUGAACUUCUUCAGCUUCCUUGCCUGGGUCACCUACGGAACUACCAUCAGCUGUCUCCUGUACUUGCGGAUGAAGAAGAAGAACCUACCCAGGCCUUACAAGGUCCCCAUCAUCGUCCCUGUCGUCGUGCUCCUUGCUUCUCUCUACCUGGUGCUGGCACCCAUCAUUGACCACCCGCAGAUCGAGUUCCUCUACAUCUUCCUGUUCCUGCUCAGCGGAUUCCUGGUCUACUUCCCUUUUGUUUACUUCCAGCACCAGCCCAAGUGUCUGCAGACAGCCACCUUGCAUCUCCAGCUGCUCCUGGAAGUUGCUCCAGCCACUAAAAAUGUUGACUAA
Molecule: messenger RNA, 1464 nt
Organism: Myotis lucifugus (little brown bat)
Lineage: Eukaryota; Metazoa; Chordata; Mammalia; Chiroptera; Vespertilionidae
Product: b(0,+)-type amino acid transporter 1-like
Exons: 6
Coding region: 1-1464 (487 amino acids)
Biological process (GO): amino acid transmembrane transport
Cellular component (GO): membrane
Molecular function (GO): L-amino acid transmembrane transporter activity
Source: RefSeq, a predicted model, not a curated record